Messenger RNA from Peromyscus leucopus (white-footed mouse), 685 nucleotides. Its product is annotated as small proline-rich protein 2I. Gene Ontology annotation, cellular component: cornified envelope. The record is from RefSeq and is a predicted model, not a curated record. The transcript has 2 exons. NCBI's taxonomy places the organism in Eukaryota, Metazoa, Chordata, Mammalia, Rodentia, Cricetidae. Bases 84 to 302 code for a protein of 72 amino acids.
AGAGUCUCAAUGCUUGGUUGCAGUAUUCUUGGCACUCAAGCACUGGUCUACUCCGGAGAACCUGAUCCUGAGACUUCAGCAUCAUGUCUUACCAACAACAACAGUGCAAGCAGCCCUGCCAGCCACCUCCUGUGUGCCCACCCCCUAAGUGCCCAGAGCCUUGUCCUCCUCCACAGUGCCCUGAGCCUUGUCCUCCCCCAAAGUGCCCUGAGCCCUGCCCCCCUCAGCCAUGGCAGCCCAAGUGUCCUCCUGUGCAGCCUCCUCCAUCCUGCCAGCAGAAGUGCCCACCCAAGAGCAAGUGAGACUUCAGGAGUCACCAGGGACCGGGGAAGUGAAGAAAAUCUGGUUCACCUACUUCCAUAGAAACGGCCCCAUCUUCCUUUCCCAAGCCUGUCGUCGUUGCAGAAGAAUCUUCUCCACUCUUCACCCUCCAUGUGCCUCUGAUGACCCCUGAUAGAGAAGGCAUUUCUCUGAGGCUGUUUUCCUGCUCUUCUCAAGGGGCUGCUAAGAAUGGUUCUUCCUCAGUGUUUCAGUGUCCCAGAUUCUCAGAAGGAAGAGCAGCAGUUCGCCACCCUGUGCCCUCGGAGGAGCCUUCCCAGUCUGCCUGUCACCUGGACAGGGCAGUUGUCAGUUGCCACUGUUUCAAUUCUUGAAUAAAGUACCUUUUUGGUGAUGGUCUAAUAAA